AUGAGUGUCGAAAUAAGUGCUGAAGAGUUCAGGAAUGUUGAGGUAAGACUUCAGGCUAUUUAUGUUAAUUUUUUAAAUGAAUUUAGUUUUGUUUGGGCAGUCAAUAUUGCAUAUUCUUGAUAUUUUCUUGAUUUUUAAUAGUUUUUCUUUAUUAUUUUUGAUUUUCUAGCUCUUUCUUGAAAACUUGUGUAUUAUUUUAUAGUUUUAAAAAUUCCCCGUUUAAUUCUACAUCUAUUGUUUGUAUUUUCAGGAGAUUAGAGUGAGGAAGCGCCUUUCAGCGCUCCCACGAGAUCGUAUCUACGACUAUUUUGCUGGCGUGGACAAGAUCCUUAAGGAUUUGGCCGAUCAACGUCUGGAACUGGAGGCAGAAGAGCUUCUGAGGCUGGAGAGUUUGAAAGAUGCUUAUUCUUUUUGCUUUUCUUCUAGAAAUGAGCUGAAUUCUAUAAAGAAUCAAGCUCAAGAGCUUGUUGUAGAUGAUCAAAACAGGAAGGAGAAAAUUUUGAAGGAUGUGAAAGAGGUAAGUCUUAUAUUUUUAUUGUUAUAUGUUUAGAAAGCUCCUGCGUUGAUGGAACAUAUCAAAAAGUUGGCAGAGAUGAAGACAAGGCUGGUGGAAUUGAAGUUUGCUCAACCGUUCGAGAUGGAGAUCGAGAACAUCAAGGUGGCGUUGGUUUCUAGAGAUUAUGAGCUACUGAUGAGUCGAUAUGAAAGCACGAUCCUUGAAUCUUCUAGAGUAUGUUUUUUAGUUGUUUUUUAUGGUUUUUAGACGAGUUUUUCAAUGAAAAAACAGCCUAUAUAAAGGAUAAUGUUAUCGUUUAGGUCCCACCUCCAUUAUUCCAAUAUUUCGAGUCGAAGGCUGAAUCUUUGGACAUAUACCUAUUAGAAAAGCUGGAGAAGGACCUUUACCAAACCUUCGAGAAGAUUAGAUUCCCAUUUGAAUACUCAGUCGACUUCCGAGCAGUAAAAUCAGAGCUAGAGACGACGAUUCAGAUUCUUCGGGCAAUCUUCACAAUUGUUAAUCGAAAUGGGCAGAAAUCGGCGAAAGAUGUGCUGGGACUGGUGACAAAGGCCUUCGAGGAAAGAUUCAACUUUCAUUUUUGGGGAUCCAACAAAACCAAUGAUCCAGCGAAGCCAGAAUGGUUCUUCAAACAAACGUUGGAAUGGAUAACAUAUAAUGGUGACUACUUCUCGAUUUAUGUGCAGAAGCUUUGUGAUUUGGUGAGUUUUGAACUUGAUUUUGUUUUGUUUUAGGUAGUCAUUUAGGUUUUUAAGGAUUAUAUAACAUUCUUUUACAUUUUGAUGGAUAAUAUUGUUGUUAUUUUUGAUUUUCAAGUGAAAACAAACGUAAAUUGAGGCUUUUAAGUGUAAUAUGGUUAAACUAGAUUAAUGUGAUAUUGUUUCAGUGGGAUUUGCCAGAAACCGCAGACGAAUUGUUCAUAAACUGCUUGUUGAAGAAGGUAAUGGAUAAGGUCAAGUCUUUGUUGGGUAAACGGACUUUCAUGUCGAAUCGGAUCUACUUUUCUCAUCUUUUAGACGAAAGCAUAUCAUUUAGUAACGAAAUUAGUCAACGUAAGUUAGUUUUUGCUUUUUUUGUGGGGAAAAUGGAUGAAAUAGCACUAAAAUAAGGUUAAUUUUGAUGUUUUGAUUAAGAUAUUGAGGUUGAUGAGAUUUUGGAUUGGAAAUUAAGAUUUUUGAUUAGCUUUAAGAUAUUUAAAUGUUGUUUUUGAUAUAGAGUAGCUUUUUAUAAAAUAUUUUUAAUUUUCUGAUAUUAUAGUAUGUGAAAACGGGACCUCUUUGCCAGACGUGAUGACACUAUUUAUGGACGCUUCGAUAACCGAUGAGUGGAUUGAACUUGAAAAGGACACCUUAUCAGCUGGAAUUGAUGACAUUCUGGCUGAUUCCAAUGCCUAUAAAUGUCGUUUCGAAGAGGCAAAGGAUAUUGAUAAGGUAAGGUCGUAAUUUUGAUGGUUUUUUGAUUUUUAGGUGAUCUUAAGAGUUUUUUUUUGGUUUUAAGUGACCUUAAGGGGUUUUCUGUUAUUUUUGUUGUUUUUGACACGAUUAUUCGGCUUAUUUUUCAGUUCAUCGUACCAAACUUUGCCAACACCUUCAUCUUGCUCAUGAGGUCCAUGUCAGAGCGCUACAUGAUGAUCACAGUAGCCUCGAUUCGCUCCAGAUUCCUCAAGCAUCAGCUCGUAAUCAUUGACGAAUUCCUGAGUCGAAUUGCCAGAAUCUUUCACGAAGUCGAGUCUCCAUGGCACGACCCCUAUCCAGCACUAAUGAACGCCGUAUGGUACAUUGGUGUGGUGUUGGACGAGUGGAAUUCAGAAGACGCGUUCAUAGAGCUGGGUGGAUCAGAUGGGCUACAGAGUUUGGCUAGAGGACCGUUUGAUGAGAGCGCGGAUUUGUAUCGACAUGAGUGGAGGAAGAGGGCAAAACAUUUGUUAACAUCGUUCAGGAGUAUUAUUGAUGGAAAGGUUCAGGUAAGGUGACGUUUAGGCUUGGAAUUGAAAAGUAGUGUUGGGGAGGGGUUUUUUAGGGUUUAUAAUUUGUAAAAGAAGCUUAUAAAAGAGGUUUUAGGCCUAAAAUAACGAGAACUUUAAUAUUUUUUCAUUUUUUAAAUUUUUUUUAUUUUUAAAAUGAAAUUUUAGGUAUACGCGACCCAAAACUGGUUCCAAAUGAACCACUCGAAGCCUCAGGACUUUUCCCCAACCUUAUCCAACUUUUUUGAGGAAAUCCAGAACAGAAUCGACUGGUUGAGAGACUACAUCAGCGAGGACUCCAGGCUGUCCCUCUACAAGCUUUUGAACUUUGAAAUUUGGGAUUGCUUGAUGAUUGAAGUGGUCUCAUCGAACUCUUUCACCUAUAAAGCAGCAGCUCAGAUGCUAUACGACUUCCAAAGUGGCCUCAUUCCGUUGUUGAACAAGGCGUUUGUGCCAUCGAAACGAAACUUGAGCUUGGAUUCGGGAUUUCGACAUUUUAAUGUGAGCAUGGAGAAGGUAAGAGACGGUUGAUUUUAGAAUUUUAGGUAAUAACUUUGAUUUUUUUUGAAAUUUUUGCUUUAAAAUGAGGAUUUAAGAGUUUUAGGUAAUAAAUUUGAUUUUUUUUCGAAAUUUUGUUUAAAAACGAGGAUUUUUUAAAUUUUAGGUAAUAAACUUUGGAAACAUGUUCAAUAUCUUUUAUUUUUAACUCUCUGACACUUUAUCUUUACCUCGUUGUAGAGAUGCUCCGAAGUCCUGAACGUCCUUCAACUCCUGGCAUUACCUUCCCCAACAGCUAUCCUUCUACGCGAUGAGAUCCAACGAAUCCCAGAAUCGAUGGUACAGGAGAAGACGGCUCCAUUCGGAAUCAGUGACUUCAAUCGGGAACAGCUCCUGAUAUUGUUCGAGCAGAGGUGUGAUAUGCAUCGGAUUGGUCGUUAA
Molecule: messenger RNA, 3416 nt
Organism: Bursaphelenchus okinawaensis
Lineage: Eukaryota; Metazoa; Nematoda; Chromadorea; Rhabditida; Aphelenchoididae
Source: the annotation of a GenBank genome assembly